Manis javanica (Malayan pangolin) is the source of this 3336-nucleotide messenger RNA. RefSeq names its product basic helix-loop-helix family member e41 (gene BHLHE41). Gene Ontology annotation, molecular function: DNA binding; protein dimerization activity. Gene Ontology annotation, biological process: regulation of DNA-templated transcription. NCBI's taxonomy places the organism in Eukaryota, Metazoa, Chordata, Mammalia, Pholidota, Manidae. The record is from RefSeq and is a predicted model, not a curated record.
CAAACACUGCCCGGAGUGAGAGCAAACUACCAGCGCAGUGGGGCCGGCGAGAGUGUGCGUGCGUGUGUGUGCGAGAGAGCGCGCGCGGUGGGCGGGGGACCAACUGCUUCACGCUUUCAACACUGCGCUGAAGAGGGAGAGAGAGACUGGAGACGCACAGAUCCCCUCAAGAUCUCCCAAAGAUACCGUCCCACAGAUUAUAGAACAGAACCCCAAAAAUCGAAACAGAGGAAACGGACAGCGGUUGAACAUGGACGAAGGAAUUCCUCAUUUGCAAGAGAGACACUUACUGGAACAUAGAGAUUUUAUAGGACUGGACUAUUCCUCUUUGUAUAUGUGUAAGCCCAAAAGAAGCAUGAAGCGAGACGACAGCAAGGAUACCUACAAAUUACCGCACAGAUUGAUAGAAAAGAAAAGGAGAGACCGAAUUAAUGAAUGCAUUGCUCAGCUGAAAGAUUUACUGCCUGAACAUCUGAAAUUGACAACUCUGGGGCAUCUGGAGAAAGCAGUAGUCUUGGAAUUAACUUUGAAACACUUAAAAGCUUUAACAGCCUUAACAGAGCACCAGCAUCAGAAGAUAAUUGCUUUACAGAAUGGGGAGCGAUCUCUGAAGUCACCCAUUCAGUCAGACUUGGAUGCCUUCCACUCGGGAUUUCAAACAUGCGCCAAAGAAGUCUUGCAAUACCUCUCCCGGUUUGAGAGCUGGACGCCCAGGGAGCCGCGGUGUGUCCAGCUGAUCAACCACUUGCACGCCGUGGCCGCCCAGUUCUUGCCCACCCCCCAGCUGUUGACUCAACAGGUCCCUCUGAGCAAAGGCACCGGCGCGUCCUGCGCCGCCGCCCCCGCCGGGUCCGCGGCCGCCUCCUGCCUGGAGCGCGCUGGGCAGAAGCUGGAGCCCCUCGCCCACUGCGUGCCGGUCAUCCAGCGGACUCAGCCCAACGCCGAGCUCGCCGCCGAGAAUGACACGGACACCGACAGCGGCUACGGCGGCGAGGCCGAAGCCCGGCCGGACCGGGAGAAGGGCAAAGGCGCGGGGGCGAGCCGCGUCACCAUCAAGCAGGAGCCCCCAGGGGAGGACUCGCCGGCGCCCAAGAGAAUGAGGCUGGAUUCCUGCGGCGGCGGCGGCCCGGUGGGCGGCGCGGUGGCGGCGGCGGCGGCGGCCGCGCUCCUGGGCCCCGACCCGGCCGCGGCGGCCGCGCUGCUCAGACCCGACGCCGCCCUGCUCAGCUCGCUGGUGGCGUUCGGUGGAGGCGGGGGCGCGCCCUUCGCGCAGCCCGCGGCCCCCUUCUGCCUGCCCUUCUACUUCCUCUCGCCGUCGGCCGCCGCCGCCUACGUGCAGCCCUUCCUGGACAAGAGCGGCCUGGAGAGGUACCUGUACCCGGCGGCGGCCGCCGCCCCGUUCCCGCUGCUCUACCCCGGCAUCCCCGCCGCGGCCGCCGCCGCCGCCUUCCCCUGCCUGUCCUCGGUGCUGUCGCCCCCUCCCGAGAAGGCGGGCGCCGCCGCCGCGCCCCUGCUGCCGCCCGAGGGGGCGCCCCCUGGGGCGCUGCAGCCCCCGCGCCCGCACGGCCGCGCCCACCUGCCCUGCGGCGGCCCCCGCGAGCGCGGGAACCCGGAGGGCUCGGCUCAGGAUGAUCCCUCGCAGCCAGGAAAGGAAAGCCCCUGAACCCUUGCGCCUCUUUCUCAGCAAGGAUGAGGGUUCACGCGGAAUAAUGAUGUUACAACACCCUUAACGUUUUUAAGGGAGGAGGCGUAAUAGAUGCACGAUAGGCUUUAAACAACACCGGUGUUUUGUGUACAUUUGGAGUUGCUGUUUUGCUGAUCCCUCACCACCCCGCCCUACGCACACUAACAUCCCUUUCCUCUCCCAACAGCUGUAAAAGAACCUCUGCGAUAGAUAAUUUUUUCCUUAAGAAUUCCCCAAUAUGCGAUUUGCCUUUUUUUUAGGCCACGACCCAUUAUCUUUUAAACUGUAGAACUGAAUUCUCGAGGAAGCAAGAAGGGGCUGCUCUGGGGCUGAGCUGCUGGAACCUGGGCCGGGAAAGGGUGGCCGGGGUGAUGACACCGAACAGCAGGUCGUUGUCAUCGGCCUGUGUCUCAGCGCUGCCCUGCCUGCUUCAGGAGGCUUUCCACAGACAGAAUGAGGAUCUUUCAAAACUGAAUUUGCCCUUCAGUAUUUUAUAAUGUUCAGCUUUUUGAAAGGCAUAUAUUUUUCAGAGGAAGAAGUGAGGGUGCAGUUGCUCACAUUGCAACCUUGUCUGAAGUGGUUUGAAUGGUAUCCAUCCCUUAGUGAUUUGCACUUGUUUAAAGAGACACGGAUUGGGCCAUUGUCAGAACUAAGUCAGGGAAGGAGAUAGAUGAAGAAGGCCAGCAUCAUUCUCAGUACCUUUGCUAGCACUUUAUUGAGAGACUGACCAUGAGUCGAUUGACUUAACUUCGUAUAUAUGUAUGUACAUAUACAUACACCGAGUGCAUCUCUUCCCACCUUGUCUUUAAUCCUUCACAUUAAGUUUCUAUAACCUUGCUGUAAAGAAAAAAAAAAUGUGCACUGAACUUAAAAAAAGAAAACAGCCCAAACUGAUUUAUGCUAUAUUCUGUUAAAUCCCAAAAGUGGAGGAAAGCGUCUGACUGGUCAGUUUUGAUUGGAAAAGCUGUAAAGAUGUGGAAUGAAGCCCUGUGAGGCCUUCCUAUCUCCAAGUCUAUGUAUGUUCUGGAGACCAAACCAGAUACCAGAUAAUCACAAAGAAAGCUUUUUUAAUAAGGCUUAAACCAAGACCUUGUCUAGAUAUUUUUAGUUUGUUGCCAAGGCAGCACUGUGAGAAGUCUCACUGAAUGUCAUGUAUGGGGUGAGACAACAACAGUCCGACUGCGGGGCUUCUAGUCGGUUUGGCGCAUUUGCUGCUGCUGUUCUACUGUUUGCCUCAAACGCUGUGUUUCAACAACGUUAAACUCUUAGCCUACAAGGUGGCUCUUAUGUACAUAGUUGUUAAUACAUCCGAUUAAUGAUGUCUGACAUGCUAUUUUUGUAGGGAGAAAAUAUGUGCUAAUGAUAUUUUGAGUUAAAAUAUCUUUUGGGGAGGAUCUGCCGAAAAGUCGCACUUUUGUUACAAUGCUUAACGCUUGGUACGAGCUUAUGCUGUCUUAAAUUAUUUAAAAAACAAAUAAAUACUGUCUGCAAAAAACCAGCUGGUUUAGAAAAGUUUAGUAUGUGAAGAUAAACUAGAAAUUAUCUUUAUAUUCUAGUAUUUUCAGCACUCCAUAAAUUCUAUUAUCUAAAUAUUGCCACAUUAUUUUGUGAUCUCAAAAUUCUUACUAAGGAAUAAAAAUUUUAAUAUAUGA